Molecule: messenger RNA, 1544 nt
Organism: Aureobasidium pullulans EXF-150
Lineage: Eukaryota; Fungi; Ascomycota; Dothideomycetes; Dothideales; Saccotheciaceae
Exons: 3
Coding region: 22-1350 (442 amino acids)
Source: RefSeq, a predicted model, not a curated record
AUAUCACACCUUCACAACACGAUGGCUGCGGAAGAGAAGCCAACGAUGGAUGUACCUCUGCGUACCGCACAAGGAGUCUCUCGCUUCUUUCUCUUUGAGGCCCUGCGCACUGGAUACGAUGAACUCCAAACCCAACACGGUGAAGUACAAUCUGCGCGUGACAAAGCGGAAGGCUUGUUGGUCAAGGAAAACCCCAAGGACUUCCAAUCUUUGCUUCAAGACAUUCUCAAAUCAUGCGCAAAGAGUUUGCAGACUCACGCUUCUAUUGUUGAAGCCAUUGCCGAGACAUUGAGUGCUGAGGCCGAUGAGAGUCUCGAUGAUGGCGGUGUCAAGGCUUCUAAUAAGUACUCGUUGCUUGUUGGACAGAUCAAGGAUGCUGCUGCUGGUGUUGAUCAGCUGAGGAACAUCAACGUCAAGAAAGAAAAGUCGCCAACACCUCCAAGUGAGAAUGACGCAGCACCAGAAGUUCAAUCAACAAAGAAGCCGAAUGCCAGAGACCCAGAAGAACCAACUCCACGCAAGAAGGCCAAGACCAAGCACGCCUCUAAUACUUCAGCCCCAGUCACGGAAGCACCUUUAUCUGACUCAAUUGACGAGACGACUAUGAAGGGUAAAGGAAAGAAGCUCGGCAAGCCUCCUAAGCCAUCGAAGGCAAACAAGACUCCCUCAUCAAGAGUUUCUCCCGAAUCAGGCUCGCCAUCGUCGAAUACUCCAGGUUCAACCGAGAAGGCAGAGCAGCGUACCAAAAAUCCAGCUUCCACCGCAGCCGCUCCUCCAGAGACUCCUGUCCCAGCAACAGCCAACCGACGUAACUCUGUCGAAGACAUCACUUCAGAGGUCGAUGCCCGUCUUGCAGCCAAGGAACUCAAGCGUGCUCGCAAGAAGGAAUCGAAGAAACGCAAGCGGGACUCUCUGGCCUCAGAAAUCUUCUCUCCAGACCCCAAGGCUACUCCCGAGCAAUCUGCUGCCUUACCACCCAAGAAGAAGAUCCGCGUUGACACAGCUAAGAGCGACAGCAAGGGCAAGCGUCAAAAUGUCGAUGACGUACCUGGUGGAACGAGCAAGGGCAAGGCGAAGAAGCAGAAGACGGAGACUGCUAAGAAGAUGAACGUAAAGUUUGAUUCAGAGGAACUGCUCGAUGCCGGAGACUACAGCAAAGCCGAUGUGGAGCUCUUGAUGAGCAAUCUCAACGAGGGCAAGCCGCCGGGACAACUGAGCGAUUCUGAGAAGAAGGCGAACAAAGCUAAGCGUAGACGUUCGUCUAACCUCACUGAGACAUCGACACCCACUGCUACACAGGAAGCUGCUCCCGAAGCAAACCACCGUAAGAAGCGCAGAAUUGGCUUUUAGUUGAAGGUCUGAGAGAUAGACGGCGAAACAUGAGUCCUGUCAUCAUGGACGAAACGGAAUUGCAUUUGCUAUGGCUUGUGAAAGAAUGAGCCCCUGUAUGAGCGAGAAGAGAUAGCUUCACACGGAACACAUCGCUAGAGAGAGCAUUGCUGUAUUUAUUGCUACACACCACAAUCAAACACAACAUACACUAU